This is a messenger RNA of Papaver somniferum (opium poppy), 2196 nucleotides long. RefSeq names its product putative disease resistance protein At3g14460. Gene Ontology annotation, molecular function: ADP binding. Lineage: Eukaryota; Viridiplantae; Streptophyta; Magnoliopsida; Ranunculales; Papaveraceae. The record is from RefSeq and is a predicted model, not a curated record. The transcript has a single exon. The coding region runs from base 1 to 2196 and encodes 731 amino acids. Gene Ontology annotation, biological process: defense response to other organism.
AUGUUAGUCCUGGACGAUUUGUGGAAUGAGAAUGUAGAAGACUGGGAAAAGCUCAAGAAUCUGCUAGGUGUGGGUGAUUAUGGAAGCAAAAUCUUAAUCACUACGCGUAAUGAAACAGUUGCAUCCAUUGUUAAAGGUAUAAUGCCACCUUACAACCUUAAGUGCUUAUCCGUGAAUGAAUGCUGGUCUAUUAUAAAAUACAAGGCAUUUGCACCCGGUGGCGCAUUUGAGUCCCCAGAUAUGGCAAAAAUAGGUGAAGUAAUAGCAAGUACAUCCGGUGGUUUACCACUUGCUGCAAAUGUUCUCGGAAACCUUAUGCGCUUGCAUAAAACUGAGAAUGAUUGGUCGUCAAUCCGAGACCAUGGUAGUUUGAGUUCAAUAGAUGCAUCAACCAAAAUCAUAUCAAUAUUAAAGUUAAGCUAUGAUAAGUUACCCUUGCAUUUGAAACUUUGCUUUUCCUACUGCUCUUUAUUCCCGAAGGAUUGGGAGCUCAAUAGGGAAACUCUCGUUCGAUUAUGGAUGGCUGAAGGGUUACUUCAUCCAUCUCAUACAGAAGACCUGAUAGCACCAGAAGAUGUUGGUAAUGAUUAUUUCCAUAGUUUGUUGGCCCAUUCGUUCUUUCAAGAUGUAACAUUCGAUAAGUUAGGCAACAUCAAAACAUGCAAGAUGCAUGAUUUAGUACAUGAUCUUGCCCAGAGUGUCAACGGUGUUCAUGAUAUGAAGAUUGUGAAUUCUGGUGAAAUAGAAUCUACUACUAAAUAUCGGCGUUUGCAGUUACAUAUAGACGAGCAUACGUCAAAAACAUUUUCAAUAUUCAUGAAAAAAACAAAAAGUCUGAGGUCUGUUUUUUCCCUUGAAAAUGAUCGUUUGGGAGAACAUUUACUUUAUGGAAAGAAUCUGCGGGUAGUUUGUUUGCUUCGUCAGCAUGUUCUAGUCAUUCAUUCUUGGUUCCCUAAGCAUAGGCAUUUGAGGUACCUGGACCUGUCUUAUUGUAGUUUUGAUGAAGGACACGAUGUGUCCAUCGAUCAACUUUACAAUUUGCAGACAUUAGUGCUUCGUAAAUGCAAAAAUAUUAAAAUGAUUCUUGUAGGCAUUAGGUCUCUGAAAAAUUUAAGGCACCUAGAUCUGUCGUCUUCAGAUGUUGAAAAGCUACCUGAUUCUGUGGUUCAGCUAACUAAAUUGCAGACAUUAGAUAUAAAUUCUUGCCAGAGUUUAGAAGCCUUACCUGUAAAUUUUGGGACUUUGAAAGAUCUACGAAAGUUGAAAUUCAAAGGUUGUAUUGCUUUACGAGUAUUACCCGAGUCAUGCUUCAACAGCCUUUGCAAUUUGGAGUUGAUGGAUUUUGGAUACCGUGGGCUUCCCAAAGAAAUAAAAAAUUGGCCAAAAUUGAGAAUUCUUAAACACAAAAGGCAUACGAAAGAUGAAAUGCCCAGAGGUAUAGAAACUCUAACUUUCCUUGAAGUGUUAGAUUCUUAUGUGGUCAGGAACAAAAAUACCAUAUCUUGUAGUGGUGGUGGUAGUGGGAUCGAAGAGUUAGCCAACCUGAAUUCUUUGCAAGUGCUAGUGAUUCGCAAUAUGGAGUUUGUGAGAGGUGGUAUUGACGCGGAGAGAGCAAAGUUAAAGGAUAAAAUGAACCUCCGUAAAUUGUAUUUAAGAUGGGAGUCCAAAAUCGAUAUUCAUGACAAUGAAAUGGCGGUUGGUAUGUUGGAUGCUCUCGAACCUAACCUUAAUUUGAGAAAGUUGACAAUAUGUGGUUUUCCGGGUUUAAAGCUUCCAAAAUGGAUGGGUUCAACCAGCAGCCUACCGAAUUUAGUGGAAAUAACGCUUUGGGAUUGCAGUAAAUGUGAGAAGCUACCAGCGCUAGGUCUGCUCCCAUGUCUUCAGGUUCUCGAGAUUAAAAGGAUGAAAUCAAUGAAGUGUAUCGGUGAAGAAUUAUUUAGCCAGCAAGAAGAAGAAAGAAUCAUCAACAGCAGUAGUAAUACCAAAAAUGCUACAACAAUAUCAUUAUUCCCUUCGUUAAUUGAAUUGAGCAUCAAAAACAUGCCAAGUUUAGAAGAAUGGGUUUCUCCGCAGCUUCCGAUUUAUAAUUCAUUUCCUUCCCUCCAGAAGCUAGAAAUCCGUAAAUGUCCAAAAUUGAGAAGUACACCAACACUACAAGGAAGAUGGUGUAUUGCAACAUGUCAUUCAUGUGGCUAG